Sclerotinia sclerotiorum 1980 UF-70 is the source of this 378-nucleotide messenger RNA. RefSeq lists its product as hypothetical. The transcript has 4 exons. The record is from RefSeq and is a predicted model, not a curated record. The coding region runs from base 1 to 378 and encodes 125 amino acids. NCBI's taxonomy places the organism in Eukaryota, Fungi, Ascomycota, Leotiomycetes, Helotiales, Sclerotiniaceae.
AUGGCACCAAAAGGACCCUACAAACUCUGCACCGUCAACAAAGUCCCCGAGAGAGCAAAGAUUUUAAUCGGAAGAGUGGUUGAGGAUGUUAAGGAGGAGUAUACGAUUGUAUAUGUUAAGAAUGCUGAGAAAGACGUAAAAGCAAUGGUCGAAGAGCAACAACCAGAUGUCCUAUUCGUAGCCUCAAUGUGGACACCCACCGAAUCCAGCGAAAUCCAAUCGAUCGCCCAAUCCACCAGACCCGGUAUCAAAACCAUGGCUAUACCGCAUGGAUUACAAGUAGAGAAGGGCCCUGAUGCUGUUGUGGAGUUUUUGAAGGAGAAAUGGCCGGGGCUUGUUGAUAGAAUUGGAUUGAAAUUUGAUUUGGGGAGGAAUUGA